UGCGCCGGAGGAGUGUAGUGUUGUUGACAAGCGUCCGUCGGAUGUCAUAAUAACCGUGGUCAUAUUUUCUCUGAUGAACAUGAUCAAAAAUCCUUUUCACUCUUCUAUGAUUUUUCUUUCGCACGCCUUUAACAUAACGUUACGUCAAUAAACACCGAAACGGAAAACAUAUAUAAAAACAGGGUGAACACAUGAUUGUGCUGUGUCAUAUCAAAAUGAUCAAUGACUUUUGUGAAUUGUGAAUGGGAAAGAAAUGUGGAUUGUUUACCUUUUCAAUCUGUCUUUGAAUACGAGGAUUUUCGAUUAAAAUAAGAUGUCAAGAGCAAACGACACGCUGGAGGACGAGGAGAAGCGGAGAUGCCCCGCUGGUGCUGAUCCACAAUGUUCCCCCUCCUUCACCUGCGAUGACACCCCGCACUAUUUACCUGAGAGAUUGAAUUUGGAGCCAUCCGUCGUCGCCAUGGAGACAAGCCCCUCCCCUUCUACUCAUGGAACAAGCCUUCUGUCGUUGCCAUGGGAGAUCGUUUCCCAGAUCGCCUCACAUCUCCCGGCAAAGUGUGUCAUUAAUGUGCUGCCGCAGGUUUGUCAGACGUUGGGAAAGCUUAGUGAGGAUCGCUUGGCGUGGCAGCUUCGGGCUCAUAAACUCUUGAGUCCCGCAGCAUCUUUCCCAGUCGGGCCCAAGGAAGAUUUUGAUUGGUCCAAGGCCUGUUUAGAAAUGGAGCAGCUGAUUGGCUGCUGGACAGGGCUUGAGAAUCAGGCAGAGAGACAGGAAACAGCGGGAGAGAGACAGGAAGAGGCAGCUGACGUGGUGAACGGUGAAGCGCCGGCAGCUGAGGGGAACGUGGUAGAGAUGCAGCUGGAUGUCGAUUUAAAUGCUGCAGUGCAAGCAGGAGAAGACAGUGUUCAAGUUCAAUCCCAGAAUGCAUCUGAUAGUUCCCAGUUGAGUGAGUCAUCCAGCACUUCUUCACCCUUGGAGCAUGUCAUCCUUCCUUCUGGCCACAUUGCAGAUGUGAAUUGUGUCCUCCUGCUGGGUAGAAAUGAGGCGUUGUGCGCCUCCGGCUCUAGGGACAGAAACGUGAACCUGUGGGACCUUCGAGAGGGGCCCAGAGGCAAGUUAAUUCAUACGCUAGUGGGACGCGGGACCAUUAGUACCCACCGGGGCUGGGUGUGGUGCCUGGCCUCCAGCGGACCUCUGCUGGCGUCUGGCUCGUUCGACAGCACCGUCAGGCUCUGGGAUCUUGAAGCCGGAGGAGCAGAACAGCGGCUCAUCCAGUCCAAAGCUGCUGUGUUAUGUCUGUCCUGCGAGAGGGACAUGGUGCUGGCCGGAUCACAUGAUCAGAAAUUAAGCAUCUUUGACACCCGAGCUGCAGAUCCACUGGUCAAGAGUCUCCGUCUUCACACUGAUGCUGUGUUAUGCCUGGCGUCUGAUGACCAGUACAUCUUAUCAGGCAGUAAAGACCACACCGUCAGUCUGUUUGACCGCAGGGCAGGGAAACUCCUGCAGAAAGUUCAGCUGAGCUCCUACCUGCUGUCUCUGUCCUACAGCGCUCGAGAGGUGUGGGCCGGGGAUAACCGUGGACUCGUGCACACCUUCUCCAUGCACAACAGCUCCCUGACGCCCAUAUCUCAGGCUAACAUCCACAGGUCACUGGUCACAGGUGUACACUACUCUCCUGGUGCUCUCUACACGUGCUCGUCUGACCGCACUAUCAAGGUCCACCUCCCAUGUGCUCCACCCAAGACACUGUGCACCCUUCACCAUCAGGCAGGGGUUAAUGGGUUAAGUGUUGAAGGAGGAACGCUGGCCAUCGCUUCCGGUGACAUGAAUGUGGAAGUCUGGAGGCCCAGAUGCUGAGAGUCUAAAAGCAUUUGAUUGCAGGGAACAACAGGAUCCAAUCAGUCCUUCAAUGAAUUUAUCAAUGCGUUAUUCUUUAAUUUGUUUAAUUUUAAUGAACAAAAAAAGAUGAUGAAUGUUUAAGGUGUCAGAUACAUGUUUUUAAUGAUUCUAGAAACUAUACGACAUUCACAGUUUUUCAUCAUUCUCUAUGAAGAAUACACUCAGCUGCACACUCAAGUGUCCAAAAACCUUUCAGUGCUUCGUAACACAGGAACAGCUUUUGUGAUUUGUGUGACCAAUACUUGAACAUUUCAACAUAAUCAAUGCUUAUAAUAUACUUAGACCGAAGACUCUCUGAAGCACACAUAGUAUACAAUCUACAAAUGAGGCAAAAUGCUUUAAAAUGAAUGCACUUAAUGAUCAGAGCAAACUACAAAAUAUCCUAAUGACAAAUGUUUACAUUUAUGAAUUAUGUCUAGUUAUUAUUGCCGACAGUGCUGUUGUAUUGUUCUGUGACUGAUUGAAUGUCCCCUUUCUUGUUUGUUUGGUUUGAAACAAAUCAUUAUAAAU
Messenger RNA from Carassius auratus (goldfish), 2407 nucleotides. It is a transcript of the gene fbxw9, whose product is annotated as F-box and WD repeat domain containing 9. NCBI's taxonomy places the organism in Eukaryota, Metazoa, Chordata, Actinopteri, Cypriniformes, Cyprinidae. The transcript has 8 exons. Gene Ontology annotation, molecular function: protein binding. Bases 314 to 1855 code for a protein of 513 amino acids. The record is from RefSeq and is a predicted model, not a curated record.